CUUAACCUUAUCUCUCCCCCAACUCUCUCUUCCUCCAACGAGAGAGACACACAAUUCUCAAGGGGUUAACCCUUCCUUUCUCAAAACCCUUAUCGAUAUGGACUCGAAGGCGGCAGUUACGCCACCAGAGCAGAAUCCUUUCUACGCUUCUUCGGGGCAAUCAGGUAAAACCUAUGCUUCCGUUGUCGCCGCGGCUGCAGCCGCCAGUAAAGACGGUGGGGCUGUGAGCAGUGCGAAGGAGAUUGAUUCCUCGCCGGAGCCUGGAGAUUCGGAUAAAGGUGGAGCCGAUGCUUUAUCUGCGGCGGAGAAGUCGAGUUUGGAGGUUGGAGCUGAUGUGAAAGCUUCCGACGAGGAUUUGGCUUCCCCCGUGGCUGCUUCAUCGUUAUCUCCGGAGUCUGAGGCUGGAGAAGAGAAUAAGAAGGUUGAAGGAGAUGGUGAGAGUAAGGAGAGUGUUGAUGUUGCAGAGAAACAGGGAGGGAUAGUGGAUGAGAAAGUUUCCGAUGAGGCUGGGGCACCUGAGGCUGCUCCUGAAGCUGUUUCUGAGGAAAAAAGUGGAGAAGAUGGUGUAGGGAUAACGGAAGAAGAGAAUAAGAAGGUUGGAGAGGGUGUGGAUGGUGAAAGUAGGCUUGAGAAUGGAAGUGUUGAUGUUGGUGAGAAAGAGGCUUCCACUGAUGGGGUUGUUGGUGGAGCUGAUAAGGAGGAGGAGGAGGAGAAGUCGAGUUUGGAGGUUGGAGCUGAUGAGAAAGUGUCCAACGAGGCUGCUUCAUUGUUAUCUGAGGAGCCGGAAGCUGUUUCUGAGAAAGCAACAGGAGAAGAUGAUGUAGGGGUUACCCAAGAAGAGGAUAAGAAGGUUGAAGAGGCGGUUUCUGAGAAAUUAACUGGAGAAGAUAAAUUAGGGGUUACUGAAGAAGAGAACAAGAAGGUUGAAGAGGAUGUGGAUGAUGUUGAUGACAAUGAGCAGUCAGGAAAAACCUAUGCUUCUGUUGUCGCUGUAUCCGCCAGUAAGGACGGUGAGGCUGUGAGUAGUGAGAAGGAGUUUGCUUCCUCACCAGAGGCUGUGUCUGGAGAUUCAGAUAAAGGUAUUGCUGCUGAUAAGGAGGUGAAAACGAGUUUAGAGGUUGGAGCUGAUGAGAAAGUUUCCGACGAGGCUGGUUCACCUGAGACUGCUUCGUUGUUAUCUCCGGAACCGGAGGUUGUCUCUGAGAAAACAACCGAAGAGAACAAGAAGGUUGAAGAGGGUGUUGAUGAUGUUGAAGUCAAUGCACAAUCAGGAAAAACCUAUGCUUCUGUUGCUGAAGAGACUGUGAAUGAUGUUGAAGACGAUGGUGAGCUUAACCUUGAAAACAAGAGUGUUGAUGUUACAGAGAAACAGGCUUCCACUGAAGUGAUGCUUAAUGAGAAUCCGGAAAUGGAGAAUGAGAGUAAAGCCGCGGGUGUGGAAGAAGAAGCUGUUGUAUCCAAAAAUAAUGAUGAGGUGACAAAGGGAGGUGAAACCAACGAGGAGGAGAGAAAAGUUGAUGUUGACGAUAAAAUUGAUGAUGUUGCUGAGGAAGGGAGUGUGGAGUUAACUAAUAAAGUUGUGGACUCAUCCACUAUAGAAUCUGUGCAUGUCGACGUGGCAAAACCAGGGGUGGCUGUUGUAGGAGACGUAGAGGGAAUCGAGGAGGUGAAGCUUAAUGCGGAUGGUGAACGUCUUGAAGUGGCUAAUAAGUUUGAUCAACUUGGCCAUAAUGAUGGUGAUGGAUUGGAAGUUGAGUCUAAUAAAUCCGUGGAGGCGGUAGGAGAAAAGUUGACUUCUGGAGCAGACUCUAUCGCAGACUCUUCCAAACUAGAAUUUGCUGAUAGAAGUGCUGCUGAGGCAGAGGAUGUAGCUGCUGAGAAAUUAUCAGAGGCAGCCACAGUAGAGCCUGAUGAACCGAAGGUAGGUGGAUCAGAAGAAGAAUUGCAUGUGUCUGAAAGUUUAACUGUGGGUUCAGUUGAUGCAAGAGAGGAUUCAGAGCCAGCAGCUGAGCUACAGUCUGAACCAAACUCUAACCCAGAGGCCAAGGAAGUUUCUGAAGGAAACAUUGCGGAAGAAGGUGGAGACAAACUCCCAGUCGCUGACAUUGUUUCUCGUGAGUUUAGUCUCGAAGGCAAGGAGGUGGAACAUGAACCUUCUGGAGGAGGUGUUGCUGUUGUUGAUAGGUCUGAUAGUGAAGAAGAAACUGAAGAGAUGAUAUUUGGGAGUUCUGAAGCUGCAAGACAGUUCUUGGCAGAGCUUGAAAAGGCUUCUUCGGGUAUCGAGGCCCAUUCUGAUGAAGCAAAUAUUUCUAACAAUAUGUCAGAUAGGAUUGACGGCCAGAUUGUCACUGAUUCUGAGGAGGAUGUAGACACAGAGGAUGAAGGUGAGGAGAAAAUGUUUGAUUCCGAAGCUUUGGCUGCACUGUUGAAGGCAGCCACUGGUGGUGGAAGUUCAGAAGGUGGCAAUUUUACCAUAACAUCGCAGGAUGGUACGAAGCUUUUCUCUAUGGAUCGCCCUGCUGGCUUGAGUUCUUCUUUUAAACCUUUGAAACCUGCAGCUGCUCCACGCCCCCGUCCCAACAUCUUCUCUAAUCCGAAUGUCACAGUGGAUGAAAGUGAGAUAAACUUGAGCGAGGAAGAGAAACAGAAAUUGGAGAAGUUGCAGAGCCUCCGAGUGAAGUUUUUGCGGCUUUUGCAGAGGUUGGGGCAGUCAGCAGAAGAUUCAAUUGCAGCGCAAGUUCUGUACCGUAUUGCACUACUUGCUGGGAGACAAACAGGGCAGUUAUUCAGUCUUGAUGCUGCAAAGAAGAAGGCUGUGGAGUAUGAGGCUGAGGGAAACGAAGAAUUGAACUUCUCGCUAAACAUACUGGUCCUUGGAAAAGCUGGGGUUGGAAAAAGUGCUACGAUUAACUCCAUUUUGGGAAAUCAGAAGGCGUCCACUGAUGCUUUUGGGCUCUCAACCAAUUCAGUAAGAGAAGUAUCUGAGACAGUUGGUGGCAUCAAGAUUACCUUUAUUGAUACCCCUGGUUUGAAGCCUGCUGCGAUGGAUCAAAGUGCCAAUUCCAAAAUGUUGUCUUCAGUGAAGAAGGUAAUGAAGAGAUGUCCCCCUGAUAUUGUUCUCUAUGUGGAUCGGCUUGAUACUCAGAACAGAGACUUGAACAAUUUGCCCUUGCUAAGGACGGUUACUGCUUCUCUUGGUGCAUCCAUAUGGAAAAAUGCCAUAGUGACAUUGACCCAUGCAGCUUCAGCCCCUCCUGAUGGCCCAUCCGGCGCCCCUUUGAGCUAUGAUGUGUUUGUAGCGCAGUGCUCACAUAUUGUUCAACAGUCUAUUGGACAGGCCGUUGGGGAUUUGCGUUUGAUGAACCCCAGUCUUAUGAAUCCAGUUUCUCUUGUUGAGAAUCAUCCAUUGUGUAGGAAGAAUCGGGAGGGAGUUAAGGUUCUGCCUAAUGGUCAAACUUGGAGACCUCAGUUGUUGCUGUUGUGCUACUCCCUGAAGGUUUUGUCAGAAGCAAACGCUCUACUGAAGCCUCAAGAACCAUUGGACCAGCGUAAACUAUUUGGUUUCCGAGUUCGAUCCCCACCUCUCCCGUACUUGCUGUCUUCGCUAUUGCAGUCACGUGCACAUCCUAAGCUCCCUACAGACCAAGGAGGUGAUAGUGUUGACUCUGAUAUUGAAAUUGAUGACGUGUCUGAUACUGAGCAGGAAGAUGGGGAUGAAGAUGAGUAUGAUCAGCUGCCACCAUUUAAGCCUCUUCGAAAAACCCAACUUGCAAAACUCUCAAAGGAACAGAGAAAGGCAUAUUUGGAGGAGUAUGAUUAUCGGGUAAAGCUUCUCCAGAAGAAGCAAUGGAGAGAGGAAUUGAAGAGGAUGAGAGAGAUGAAGAAAAACGGGAAGAAGGUGGGUGAAAAUGAGUUUGGAUAUCCUGGUGAAGAAGAGGAUCCGGAGAACGGUGCUCCAGCUGCAGUGCCAGUUCCAUUACCAGAUAUGGUUUUGCCACCUUCGUUUGACAGUGAUAAUUCAGCCUACCGAUACCGUUUCCUGGAGCCCACUUCACAGCUCCUUACCAGGCCAGUAUUGGAUACCCAUGGUUGGGACCAUGACUGUGGGUAUGACGGUGUCAAUGCAGAAUACAGUCUUGCUAUAGCAAGCCGGUUCCCUGCUACAGCUACUGUCCAAACCACCAAGGACAAGAAAGAGUUCAACAUUCAUCUGGACUCUUCCGUGUCUGCUAAGCACGGUGAAAGUGGCUCCACCAUGGCAGGUUUCGAUAUCCAGAAUGUAGGUAAGCAGCUUGCAUAUGUGGUCAGAGGAGAAACCAAAUUCAAGAACUUGAAGAAGAACAAGACGACACUUGGAGGUUCAGUGACUUUCUUGGGCGAGAACAUUGCCACUGGUGUUAAACUCGAGGACCAAAUAUCACUUGGGAAAAGGUUUGUGCUUGUAGGCAGUACAGGAACCAUGCGAUCACAGGGAGAUGCGGCGUAUGGUGCGAACCUGGAGGUGAGGCUAAAGGAAGCUGAUUUUCCAAUAGGCCAGGACCAACACUCUUUAGGACUGUCUCUGGUGAAGUGGAGAGGCGACUUAGCCCUCGGAGGCAACCUCCAGUCCCAAGUCUCUGUUGGAAGGAACUCAAAGAUAGCGCUUCGUGCAGGGCUUAACAACAAGAUGAGCGGUCAGAUCACACUCCGAACCAGCAGCUCGGAUCAGUUGCAGAUUGCUCUCACUGCCAUUCUUCCAAUUGCUAUGUCCAUCUACAAGAUGCUUCGACCAGAAGGGGCCACUGACAAGUACAGCAUGUACUGAGUAUGCCUGCAACUCCCUUCUGCUGAUGAAUGCAGGAGAAGGAUGUUUAAUGUUAUUUGGUUUUGGUUCAUGUUUUUCUCUCCACCUUAAUAAAACUCUUGUUGAGAUUUUCUCGAAGUUGUAUUUUGUUCUGUUGAGAAGUACCUAUCUAUCGGAUUGUAUCAGUAUUUCUACAAUUUCAGUUAUUCCUCAGAAAAGUUGGAGUCUUC
This is a messenger RNA of Eruca vesicaria subsp. sativa (arugula), 5013 nucleotides long. The record is from the annotation of a GenBank genome assembly. NCBI's taxonomy places the organism in Eukaryota, Viridiplantae, Streptophyta, Magnoliopsida, Brassicales, Brassicaceae.